Messenger RNA from Paramacrobiotus metropolitanus, 696 nucleotides. RefSeq names its product calmodulin-alpha-like. The record is from RefSeq and is a predicted model, not a curated record. Lineage: Eukaryota; Metazoa; Tardigrada; Eutardigrada; Parachela; Macrobiotidae. The transcript has a single exon. Gene Ontology annotation, molecular function: calcium ion binding. Bases 56 to 508 code for a protein of 150 amino acids.
UUAAAACAACAAACUAUAAAAGGAUAAGUCGAUCUUUAUACACAAACAGUAUAAAAUGACCGAUCAGUUAACAGAAAAACAAAUCGAAGAAUAUCGCGCCGCCUUUACGGUGUUGGACAAAGAUAACGAUGGCAACAUCUCCACAAAAGAUCUAUCGGCGCUAAUGCGCGUACUCGGACAAGACCCAACUGAUAUCCAGCUGCAUGACAUCAUCAACGAAGUUGAUAUCGACGGCAACGGAUCGAUAGACUUCUCCGAAUUCCUGCGUUUAAUGGUUCGCAAAAUGCGCCUAACGGAUCUGGACGACGAACUGCGGAUUAUUUUCCAAGUUUUCGAUACCAAUCAGACAGGCUUACUAGGCGUGAAAGAGUUACAGCAUGUUCUUCUUCUCCUAAAUGAAAAACUGCCGGAUGAUGAUGUUGCCGACCUGAUUCGGUCCUGCGAUGUCGAUCAAGAUGGAAGGAUCAAUUUUCAGGAGUUUGUCCAUAUGAUGAAUGUGCCAUCGUAGCAGCAUAACGUCAUCUAGAAAUGGCGGUCACUACCGUUAGUUUAAUCUUUUCUAAAUUUGCGGGUUGUUUUUGAUAAUCUCCAACGUCAAACCAUUACGCAACUCAUUUUUUUUGCUACUGAAAGUAGUGUAUCCCGGAAUUUUCUUUUCAGGCUUCUAGCUGUUUCGUAGUAAACAGAAACUUGUGA